Molecule: messenger RNA, 4971 nt
Organism: Sphaeramia orbicularis (orbiculate cardinalfish)
Lineage: Eukaryota; Metazoa; Chordata; Actinopteri; Kurtiformes; Apogonidae
Product: histone-lysine N-methyltransferase SETD1B-like
Exons: 16
Coding region: 1-4926 (1641 amino acids)
Cellular component (GO): Set1C/COMPASS complex
Molecular function (GO): protein binding; RNA binding; histone H3K4 methyltransferase activity
Source: RefSeq, a predicted model, not a curated record
AUGGAAAGCGAAACCCAAGUUAUUGAGAGAGAGACACCACCUCAACACUGGAGAAGUUGCAAGUUGAUUAUUGACCCCGCAUUGACAAACGGACUGUACAAAGUAUACCGUUUUGAUGGGCUGUAUUUUAACUUACCAGACUUAGGUCUGUUUCCUCUAGAUUCAGUCAGAGAUCCACGAAUCUGUCGCCUCUGGAGCAAAUCCAACAUCACUGACCUCCUGGUGCCCAAAUUCAAGGUAGAUGAAUGUUAUGUUGGCCCUGUUCCUCCCAAAGAAGUUACAUUUUCCAGGUUGAACGACAACGUGAGAGAGGACUUUUUGAGAAAUAUGUGUGAAAAAUAUGGGCAUGUGGAGGAAGUGGAAAUAUUCCACAAUCCCAAGAACAAGAAGCAUCUAGGAGUUGCCAGAGUUGUUUUUGACACAGUGAAAGCUGCAAAAGAUGCGGUUGAACACCUCAAUCAGACAUCAGUGAUGGGAAAUAUUAUUCAUGUGGAAAUUGAUACAAAAGGUGAAAACCGGGCACGUUACCUCCAGCUCCUCUUACAUGGUUUUUAUACUCCUUGGACCUUGCCAGUUGGUAGCAGCGAGCGAAAUCUUCAAACCCUAAUCGACAGUUUGCUGAGCAGCAUAACCAUACAGCGGCGGGGGAGUGUCUCCAGCCCCCUCAGUAUCAGUACACCCCUCUCUCAGGACACAGCCUACUCCAGUAUUUGGCAGGAUACACCCUGCAGUUUUGGGGUUACACCAUGGUCUCAGGGAACCCCCCUCACACCUUGCUUGUCUGCCACUCCGCUCUCCCAGGACUCUUGCUACUCCAGUCUUCAGGCAACUCCGGUCCUCCAGGGCGAGUCCUCUGCGUACAGUGUUCACAAACGCGUAAGACGAGAACUUCAUCGCAAACUCAUAAAGUAUCACAGAGGAUCCGGGGAAGUCUCAAACAAGAGCAUAGUUUUGAAGCACUUCCAGUCGCAGCCACCCCUCUCCCUCUCUGCACAAGCUGGCGGUCAGCAGCUUGCACUCACAACUCGGAGUGCACAGUCAUCUGAUCACAGCAGGGAAGUGGUCGCCACAAAGUCUAAGAUUUUACCUUUGAACUGCAACUCCUUGAGCAUCUUGAAUUUUAAUUUCACAGGUGAAAGGACGACAGCAAUGUCCUCUUCACUUGAGGAUCAUGCAUGCAUCACAGAUUCACCUCCACCUGCUGUCUUUUCCUCCAGCAGCCCUUGUCCAGAGCAGGAGAGUUUGGACUCCCGCAUUGAAAGUUUGCUGGUAAACAACCAAAUUACUGGCCCCUUGUAUUUUGAUGAAAAAGCUGUGGAGGCUGAUACCUCACAGGACAGUCCGACAUCACCUUUUUCAGAGCAUAACGCCUCUUUGUCAGAUGAGUCACUUCUUUGUACUCCAGUUUCCUUCACAAUAGGUCACCAGCACUCAUUCAAUGAUCAUGAGGAUAUCAGUAGAAAAUCCUUUCCUGAAAAUGAAGAGGAUGAGACUGCUCAAGCUGUUUCUUUUCUUACAAGAAGCUCUCAGCCUCCCAGUCCUUGUGAUUUCACGCAUUUUGAAAUCAGAGCCGGAGUAAACAAUGAGAAAGACGAAGCAAUGUUCCAGUCAUGCCUGAAGGAUCUUCACGUAUCAAACGAGGAUAAGGAGCUUUCAUCAAUUUAUUUGACACCAACAAAAGACUCCCCGGUGCCUUUGCCUCCUUCCUUAUCUUCUCUUGAUGGCAUCCCGUCGGGACCCUCGUGUCCACCAACCACCUCUUUCCCUUUCCCCCCUCAUUUCUUUCCACCAUCUCUUCCACCUGUCCCACCCCGCCUCCCCAACGGCACCAUCCCCAUUCCCCCUCCCCCUCCAGGUUGGGUUCCACCGCCAAGUCAUUGCACUGGCAUCCCUAUACCUCCUCCCCCUCUCCCCCCUCCUCCUCAUCCUCCUCCACAUAUUCUUCCCCCACCUGAUUUUCUCAGACCACCUCCACCUUUGCUGGUGCCACCUUCUGUUCCCCCUGUUGUGCACAAAUACCCUUUACCCACACAGUCUGCAGGAGGUUUGGACAGUGGGUCUCUUCCCAGACCUAGCAGUGCUACGUUACCUUUCUGCAGACCACCAUGGCCCUCUCCACCUUUUCCCAGGUUCAACCCCUUUGUGCCACCUCCAGACUUCCUGCUUGACAGAGAAAACCCUCACAAGAUGACCAUAGAGAAGGUUUUGGAAAUAAUUGUGAACGAACUGAAGUCCAUCAUAAAGAAAGACAUUAAACGGCAAAUGAUUGAAGGUCUCGCUUUUAAGGCAUUUGAAGACUGGUGGGAUUGUCAAGAAAAGAAAACUAAGGUAAAAAGGAAAAGAGAUGACAAUCUCACUACACCAGAAGAUACAGAUAAUGUGCCAUCUUCUACAAAUGAAAGUUCAGAUGUGAAACAAGGAGAUGAGACAUUAAAACCAACAUCUGAGAAAAUCAAACGGAGACAUGCAAGACCACUUGCAUUUGACAGUGAUGACGAUGAUUAUAAUAAGGAUGAUGAAAGAAAAGAUGAUGAUAAUACAAAUCAAGAUGAAGCAGUCAUAUCUGAGGAAGUGGUCACACCAGCGCCACUUCAUAAUGAUUCUCAGAAUUUGUGUAAUGGAGGUGAUCGCAUCUAUGUUAAUCAUGGUGAUGUAAACAAGACAGAUAAUAUACUCUCAGAGAAUAAAACGUCUGUCAUUUCCCAAACCGCUGAAGCAGUAACAUCGUCUGAUCAUGACUCAUUUUCUGAGUGCAGCUCUUCAGAGGAAAGCUCAUCAGACUUCGACUCCUCUGAGAGCUUCGAGGAUUCUUCUUAUUACGACCUCAGUCCUGAAGAGGAGGACAUGGAGGACGAUGGCGAGCAUGACCUGAGCAGCGAGUGUAUUGUAAUAUCAUCAGAUGAAGAGUCAAUGGAGCUUGAGCCCCCUGUCACCCCCUCGGCCCCCUUGACCCCUGGCGCUCAGCUGGAGCUGGAUCCACCGGACUGGUCGGUACCUUUUCUAAGGGAGGGAACCAAUGAGAAUGAGUUGACACCUUGUCAACAAGAUUCCUGUGAUGUAGAUGCCAUGAUGGAGCUCCAAACAACCAGCCCUCUGGACCUGCAGCUGCCAUCGCCCAUAAGACCUCCAGAGUCACACCUUAAUGUAGAGAUGCUGAGCCCUGAAUGGACUGUGGAGUUACCAGAGAACCUGAGACCUCCCACUCCGACCGGUUGCUUGGCAGAAAGUGACCCUGACCUUCUGAUAAGAAGUAAACCCACAUCUCCAGCCGUGGAGGAGGUGGAGCGCCCACACACACCAGGGAAAGGGAUAGGGACUGAACUAGAGAGUGAGGACUCCUCCAAUGAAGUCCUCUCCCUCUACCCUACAGACAGCAGACUUGUUCCAGCUCCAUCUGAUCCCCCAGCUCUGUACUCAUUAUAUCAGGAUAUGCCCAGAACUCCUGGUGCAGAGGAGAGAAGUGGGUGGACUCAGUACAGCUCUGGAAAGGCUCCAGCAACUCCAGGCAGAGAGAUGAGCAUGUCAGAAGAUAGCAUACCUAUUAGCAGCCCACCUGUUCCCUCCCUUUCCAGUAAUCCCUACAUCAGGGCACCAAAGACUCCCGGAAGAGACAUAAUUCUUCCCAGAAGAUCCAUAGUCCACAGGAGGAAGAUGCUAACAGUACCAAUGAGAGGCACUCCCAUUUCAGAGUCUUCUCCAUUCAGUCUCUCUGAAUAUUCAUCUGACACUGCUGAUGGCAUCUGCAUCAGUACAAGUGUGAAACCAAAGCCACUGCAGGGACUUGAGAAUAUGCCUGGACUUCUGGAUGAAGAGAACAGAAGAAAGUCAGAGAAGUCCUCUUUGAAGAAAAAGGAGAGGAAGAUGUUAAAGAGAAAAUGGAGAAUCCGUCAAUGGCAGAGAUCAAGUAGAAGGUUUACUGGCUCACCAUCCUUCCACAGUAGAAGACAUAGGCCUAGGUGCCGUUCACACUGUGAGGAGAAGAGAAUCCUACACAGGGUUUGGAAAGAUGGUUUGGAUGAAGAAGAUGCAAGGCUGCUCAGAUGCACAUAUGAAACGCUGCAGGAGCAGGAUAAUGGCCUUGGAUGGCUCAGCGACACACUUUGGAUACCUCACCCUCAUAUCCUUUUAAUCAGAAUACCAAAUGCUAAUUCAAUUCUGUCUGAUAAAAUCUUAGAUACAUUUAUGUGUGCAUGUGUACACAAUAUCACAGAGCUGCCAGACAAGUCUGAAGAACACAAAUCCUGGCAGCAGCACCACAGGACCGGCUCAGCUCGCAGUGAAGGUUACUACAAAAUCAGCUGGAGGGAGAAAAUAAAAUACCUCAAGAAUACAAAACCCUCAGCUGAGCUAUCAUCUACAAGCACUCAGGGACUGGGUAUCCCGGCUCAGCUUCCGACAUCUCAGCGCGCGAGUUCGGACUUCAGGUCAGAGCAGCGCCGCCUGCUGUCCUCGUUCAACUGUGAUAGUGACUUGGUCAAGUUCAACCAGCUAAAGUUUCGAAAGAAGAGGAUUUGUUUCAGUCGGAGUCACAUCCAUGAGUGGGGUCUGUUUGCAAUGGAGCCCAUAGCAGCAGAUGAGAUGGUGAUUGAGUACGUGGGCCAAGUCAUCAGACAGGUCAUUGCUGACAUGCGAGAGCAGCGAUACGAGGAGGAGGGAAUUGGAAGUAGCUAUUUGUUCAGGAUUGAUCAGGACACAAUCAUUGAUGCCACUAAAUGUGGAAAUUUGGCCAGAUUUAUCAACCACAGCUGCAAUCCCAACUGCUAUGCAAAGAUCAUCACUGUGGAAUCCCAGAAGAAGAUUGUGAUUUACUCCCGACAGCCCAUAAGCAUUAAUGAAGAGAUCACGUAUGACUACAAGUUCCCCAUCGAGGACACAAAAAUCCCCUGUUUGUGUGGAGCAGAUUCCUGCAGGGGCUCUUUGAACUGACCACUAAUGAAGUGCUCUGCUCAUUGUUUGUCAGCAGUGACAGUU